Molecule: messenger RNA, 1406 nt
Organism: Salvelinus sp. IW2-2015
Lineage: Eukaryota; Metazoa; Chordata; Actinopteri; Salmoniformes; Salmonidae
Source: RefSeq, a predicted model, not a curated record
ACGUUACUCAUAGGACGUCAUGCGGAAAUACAUUAAACAAAGAUGGCAGCGUCCUUGAUAAGCAAAUGUUGACUGCAGUGAAGUGUCAAACAUGCCCCAUAGUAGUAAUUCAUUCUCAGAACGGCGACGUGAAAGCUGACAAUAGAAGACUUUGAACAGCUAACAUGGAAAAAAGAGAAUUCACUGCUUCGCUAGUGGCAGGGGACUAUGCAGUGUUUCUGAGUUGCCUGAAGAUGACUGUGUUUGUUCGCUACAUGCUAGGCGGGGGGCUGUGCUGGGAUGUGUGUGGACCUCACCCUCUUCCCCCUGGACACCAUUAAGACCAGACUGCAGAGCCAGCAGGGCUUCACCAAGGCUGGGGGUUUCCGGGGCAUCUAUGCAGGGGUUCCAUCUGCUGCCAUCGGCUCUUUCCCCAAUGCUGCUGCGUUCUUCGUCACUUAUGAAAGCACCAAGUCCAUCCUCGGAGCCCACGGAGCCCUCUCAGCCCCACACAUGGCACCUGUCACUCACAUGCUUGGUGCCUCCCUGGGAGAAGUAGUGGCAUGUCUGAUCAGGGUGCCUACUGAGGUGGUGAAACAGAGGACUCAGGCCUCGCUGUCCUCCAACACCUACCAGGUGCUGCUGGCCACUCUCAGAGAGGAGGGUGUCAGAGGCUUGUACAGGGGCUACAAGAGUACGGUACUCAGAGAGAUCCCAUUCUCUCUGGUCCAGUUUCCACUGUGGGAGUAUUUAAAGACUCAGUGGUCAUGGAGGCAAGGUCACACUCUCUACUCUUGGCAGGCUGCAGUGUGCGGAGCUUUUGCAGGUGGAAUAGCAGCGUUCGUCACCACUCCCCUGGAUGUGGCUAAGACCAGGAUCAUGUUGGCCAAGGCUGGGACUAGUACAGCGAGUGGAAACAUCCCACUGGUGCUGUUAGAUGUGUGGAAGACUAGGGGCUUGACGGGUUCCUUAAUCACACUCGGCUGGGGAGAGAGAAGACCAGGGACGGGGUGGGCUUCAACACACUCGGCUGGGGAGAGAGAAGACCAGGGACGGGUCUGUUUUCUGGCAGUAUACCUCGAGUCACGUCCAUCAGUCUGGGAGGUUUUAUCUUCCUGGGUGCUUAUGAGAAGGUCCGACGCACCCUGCUAUAAAGACCCUGUCCCUGGCCUGGGGAUGAGGGCAGGUGGGAGAGGGCCCUGUGCUGUGCUGACCCAGCCUGAACUGGCCCCGAGGAGGGACACCUGGUGUGAGUCAUCCCUGAUCGCAUUACCCAGAGGUCUGCGUUCCUGCUCAUCAGUGCGCUGCAGAUUGAGUUUAACUGAGUGAAUUCCAUUUUAACAGCAAGGAUCGCAUAUCUCUGAGCCGAGUAUCUUCACUAUGACCAUGUGAGUGGAAAUGGUAUUAAAAGCCAUAUUUUUACACUA